Molecule: messenger RNA, 2078 nt
Organism: Amoebophrya sp. A25
Lineage: Eukaryota; Dinophyceae; Syndiniales; Amoebophryaceae
Source: the annotation of a GenBank genome assembly
GCAGCAGAACCAAUUCAACUACAGCAUCAAAACAAGUUGGAACAAAGUCUAUUUCUUCUAGUAGUACCAAGAAGAAGCAAGAAAAAGGUGCUCGAGCCGCGAGUGCUGCAAAUAAUAAGCAAAAAUCGUCAACAUUGCCCUCUCUGAGUUACUUCCACAAUCAACUGAUGAAUGCUCAGAAAUGUUUCAAGGACGCUCUGAGCAUAUUCCCAGCAUGGCACGAGAAGGUAAGCGAGAGACGGCGACACGCAAACAGAGGAACCGCAAAGGACUUCGGAACGUUUUUCUUACCUUUUACAGUGCGCAAUUUCGAAAGACUCCAUAAGGCGCAACGAUAUAGUCUCCUCGAGGAUCAUGCUCAUGCUUCUACAGCAGGUGGGUCUGGGAAAGAAGCAGUAAAGGCACUAAAAGACCACGUGGAGGACGAUGAUGCCCCCCAGCUCCACCAGGGUGGAAAGAAGAGUACUGCUGGGGCUAGCGGACAUGAAUCUUCUGUCCUCGCGGUGAAGAAGCCAACUAAAAAUAGCAUGAAGACGGCACGGAAACCGAGGAAAGGUAAAAUAGUUAUCCUUCCGGAUGAUGUGGUUGAGGACACGUCGAAAACCCGAAGGCGAAAAAAUCCUUUAUGGGAUGUCGCUCUUUUCAAGCAAUUGGAAAGGUAUUUUGAGCGAAAGAAGCAUCUUCAGCAGAAAAGUAAUAGUACAAGUACGUCUUUAUCCUCGAAAGCAGAAGUAGACGAGACCACGAUGAACACGGAGAACGUUGACGAGAAAGAUUUUGGCCAGCUUUUGGAGGAAUGCAAUGGUACGAGAGGCAAAAUCGAAGACAAGAAAAGUACAAAAGAUGCUUCAAGUUCAACAUCGUCUUCGGCGUCUUCAAUGAAAACUACUCGAAAAGAACAAGCCUCGGCAAAAGCGAAGCAAAAAGCAGCAGGUCACGUCGAACAUGUCCACCCUGAGCUUUCAACGACCUUUCAAUGGCCAAGCAUGGAACAUCCCGUUCCCGACAUCAGACGUCAGAGCUAUGAUGAGCGAGCACUAGACCGUAACUAUGGAUCGCUGCUAGAGAAUGUAGCGCGACGCCAACGCCAGAUUUUGGCCUCAUUCGAAGAGGACCGACUUCGCGGAGCAUCCUACGGAUUGAAGCCAACAUACAGUAUGAUCGAUCUGAAAGAGAGGAUAGCUGGUUUGAGGAGUGAGGUCAUUGCGAAGAUAGAGGAAGCAGAGAUGAAGGAUGAGCAGGAAGCGCCUAGUACGAGAACUAUCUCCUCUGGAGUUGAUUCGAGUACAACUAAGUCUGCUCCUGUAGUUGAUGAUCUUCUUGAUUCUACCUCGUCUGGCAGUAGUUGCAGACCACCUGCAACCACGCAGCAGGACUCGUCCUGCUCGUGCGAGACCAUGCUCGCCUUCCUUGACUCCCUUGUGGAUCCAACCAGUGGUGACCUCACGAUGAUCUCUGAUGACAUGCUUCCGCGCAAGCCAGUCACCUUUCCAGAGAAGGCGCGCGUUAGGGAAAUGCGUGGUCCUCCUGCUAGUUCUUGCACGACUCGCAGUAGCCAUGCUGGAGGUUCAUCUUCGAUUCGAGAAAGAGAAGGAGACCGCAAAAAUGGGGCACCACUACACCAAACGGCGCAGACAUCACAAGCACGACGUCUCCAACAUCAAUCGCCAAGGAGUCGACAUCAGCAAUAUUUGCUUGCAGAGGCGCGUAACCGUGGUUUCUUGCCACCGCAUCUAGAGGCUAAGAUGGUGACAGACAUCGUGCAUUGUGCUGACAAGAGACGGCCCUCCCGGUUCCUAGAAGAUCUGGAUAGCUUCUUAGAGAAGCAAACCUUGACACCUACUUCCUAGAGAGACAAACCUUCGGCUUCUUGAGGCUCCUAGUACUGUAGAUGAAGAUUUCUAGUCUCCCACAACUCCCUCGUGAUCUACCUCUGAUCUUCAUCAUAACUGCUUCCCAGUAGUUGUCUCACCACGACAUUUAUGGCCCACUCAACAUUCAUAUUAGACAUUUACACGACGACACCAUCACCACCUACUUGGUACUAUAAUUGAAACUUCUAUAAUUGGGAGGCGGAG